Linum trigynum is the source of this 2654-nucleotide messenger RNA. The record is from the annotation of a GenBank genome assembly. Lineage: Eukaryota; Viridiplantae; Streptophyta; Magnoliopsida; Malpighiales; Linaceae.
GUCAAUGUCAUCCUUCCUUGUUGUCUCCCACGCGGCAUCUCCUGACCCACUUUGGAUUUGCUGGAUCUCACUCUUUCCCCGCCUUCUCACUCCAAGUUGCUGCUUCAAUUCAAUCCAUCUCAAUCCCUUCACUGUCUUGACUCUUGACUUCUCCUUAAUCAAAUUCGGGACGCCGGGCACAAGGGAACGGAAAUGGAAGCUGCCGAUCCAACUCUGCGAGUUUUCUGCGUCGGAACCGCCGAUACCAAGCUCGACGAGCUCCAGUUUCUGUCCGACUCCGUCCGCUCCAAUCUCCGCUGCUUCUCCAACAAUGCUCCCUCCUCUCAUAAGGUCGAAGUUGUGGCGGUGGAUGUUUCCGUCGGUCGAAUGGAGGCUAAAAUUCCUGAUGGAGAUCCCAAUUUCGUAUCCAGAAACGACGUUCUCGCUUCAUCGGAGCAGGGAUCGACGGUACCGCUCCCCGACGACAGAGCCGAAGCUGUCGCGGUGAUGAGUAGGGCGCUGGAAUGCUUCCUGAAGAAGGCGCAAGAAAGUGGUGUACUCGCCGGCGCUAUUGGAAUUGGAGGUAGUGGAGGGACGUCCCUUAUAUCCUCUGCGUUUCGCUCGCUUCCGAUUGGAAUUCCCAAGGUGAUUGUGUCUACUGUGGCCAGCGGCCAGACUGGGCCGUACGUUGGGACUUCCGAUUUGGUGUUGUUUCCUUCCGUUGUGGAUGUAUGCGGAAUUAACAGCGUGAGUAGGGCGGUCUUAUCCAACGCCGGAGCUGCUUUUGCUGGAAUGGUUGUUGGAAGGCUGGAUAGGGCUGGGAGGUCUUCUGGGGAAAGUUCGAAACCCACUGUGGGGAUGACCAUGUUUGGGGUUACAACUCCAUGUGUAAAUGCUGUUAAGGAAAGGCUGGAAAAAGAAGGUUAUGAGACGUUAGUGUUCCAUGCUACUGGCGUUGGAGGCAUGGCAAUGGAGAAUCUUGUGAGACAGGGGUUUAUACAGGGUGUUCUGGACAUUACUACUACAGAAGUUGCGGAUUACAUAGUUGGGGGUGUUAUGGCAUGUGACAGUUCUCGUUUUGAUGCCUUGAUAGAGAAGAAGAUUCCUUUGGUCCUGAGUGUAGGAGCCUUGGACAUGGUUAAUUUCGGAGCAAAGGAUACUAUACCUUCUCAUUUCCAACAAAGGAAAAUUCACGUUCAUAACGAACAGGUUUCGUUGAUCAGAACAACAGCAGAUGAAAAUAAAAAAUUUGCUGCAUUCAUUGCUGAUAAACUCAAUAAAUCACCAGCCAAGAUCCGUGUUUGUCUGCCAGAAAAGGGCGUCUCAGCUUUGGACUCUCAUGGGAAGCCCUUUUAUGAUCCAGAUGCAACUUCAACUUUACUGAAUGAACUACAACAUUUGAUCCAGAAGACUGAGGAUAGGCAGGUGAAGGUGUUUCCUUAUAAUAUCAAUGAUCCUGAGUUUGCCAAUGUCCUGGUUAAUGCAUUUCUGGAGAUCAGUGCAAAACAUCCCCUGGAUCCAAAUCCUCCAGAAGCUACAGCAUCCAAACCUUCCGAGGAUCAAAGCAAUAGUAGUGUAGAAGAAUCAUCAAGAUGUGCAACCAUCCCAUACAGCCCAAGCAACUACCCUGAUGCUAGACCAGAGACGUUGCAAAAGACCAGCACAAUAUUACAGCAACUGAGAGGUCAAAUCGAUCAAGGAUUCCCUAUAAUUGGGGCUGGUGCAGGAACAGGGAUAUCUGCCAAGUUUGAGGAAGCUGGUGGUGUUGACCUCAUAGUCUUGUACAACUCGGGCCGCUUUCGAAUGGCAGGAAGGGGUUCUUUGGCAGGCUUGUUACCGUUUGCUGAUGCAAAUGCCAUUGUGAUGGAAAUGGCAAAUGAAGUUUUACCAGUAGUUACAAGAGUACCAGUGCUUGCUGGAGUGUGUGGAACUGAUCCCUUCCGGAGAAUGGAUUACUUCCUGAAGGGGCUGGAAUCCAUCGGAUUCAAUGGGGUGCAAAAUUUCCCAACUGUUGGCCUGUUUGAUGGCAACUUUAGACAAAAUCUGGAAGAGACAGGAAUGGGAUAUAGCCUUGAGGUCCAGAUGAUUGGAAAGGCCCAUAAAAUGGGUCUCUUGACAACACCAUACGCUUUCAACCCGAAUGAAUCCACUGCAAUGGCAAAGGCUGGUGCUGACAUCAUUGUCGCUCAUAUGGGACUAACGACUUCCGGGUCCAUCGGUGCCAAAACCGCCAUCUCACUCGAGCAAAGUGUAGAUCGUGUUCAAGCUAUUGCAGAUGCUGCUCACUACAUCAACCCUGCUGUUAUUGUGCUCUGCCAUGGAGGCCCAGUAUCUGGACCCAAGGAAGCAGAGUUUGUGCUUAAGAGGACUAAUGGAGUCCAUGGAUUCUAUGGCGCAUCGAGCAUGGAGAGGCUCCCUGUUGAACAAGCUAUAACGAGCACAAUGCGGAAGUAUAAAUCGAUUGCCAUAAAAAAGUAAAAGCAUCCAGUGUCGCCUGCUGCUUCGAGUAACCUUUACUCCUUUCUCUAAUGGUUUUACACUUUUACUGAAUAAGAACUACAAAUGAACUGUGGCUUUUGCUCGUGUGCUGUUUGUGCAUAUUUUUUUAGCUGAAAACUGAUGAACUUACAUCACACGAUAAAACACAUGUGUUUUGUAACUGACAUUGUUUUGGA